Colletotrichum destructivum is the source of this 1602-nucleotide messenger RNA. RefSeq names its product Putative oxidoreductase, molybdopterin-binding domain, eukaryotic molybdopterin oxidoreductase. Gene Ontology annotation, molecular function: molybdenum ion binding; molybdopterin cofactor binding; heme binding. Gene Ontology annotation, biological process: sulfur compound metabolic process. The coding region runs from base 1 to 1602 and encodes 533 amino acids. The record is from RefSeq and is a predicted model, not a curated record. Gene Ontology annotation, cellular component: mitochondrion. The transcript has 3 exons. NCBI's taxonomy places the organism in Eukaryota, Fungi, Ascomycota, Sordariomycetes, Glomerellales, Glomerellaceae.
AUGUCGAGAAGGGCCUUCGCCUCCUGGCUGCGCUCCGGCGCACUCUCAGUACCCUCGACGCGAGUUGCCUCAGCUGCCCGUCAGGCUCAACGCCCUUCUCCCACCUCGCAAUGGCGCCGCUUUGCCUCCAACACCACGCAGCGCCAACGACUGAUUCUUCUAACCGCCGGCGCGGGCUUCUUGACGACCGCUGUCCUUCUGGGCCUCAACCCGUUCCCGAGACUAACCCUACUAUCCCAGAACACAGUAGAACAGCGCCCCGAGUCGACGACAGCCAUAUGCCACCCCCCCCGCAAUGCCGCCUCUCUGAAGUCAAACUCCAUGACGGCACCUCGGAGCGCCCCUGGAUCCAUCCACCGCCAGCAGAUCGAUAGCGUCCUCGCCAUCCUCGAGGGGUACAAGAUCGGCGAGGUCGACGCGGCCGACCUGUCGCUCCUCUUCUCCCGGGGCGGCGUCGACGACCCCUUCGCCCAAGACCCGCCUCGUGACCCCCGGCUCCGGACCCUCACCGAGCGCCCGCGCAACGCAGAAACGCCAGCCGAGGGGCUAGGCACCUUCGUCACGCCCUUGGAGCUGUUCUACGUGAGGAACCACAUGUGGGUUCCCGUCGUGGGCGAGGACGACGCGGAUGCACACGCCGUGACGAUCGAGACGCCGGACGGAGAGGAGCGGGUGUACACACUCCGAGAGCUGCAGACGCGGUUCGCCACGCACAAAGUCACGGCGACGCUGCAGUUGGGCGGCGGCGCCAUCUCAACGGCGGAGUGGGAGGGCGUACUCCUCCGUGACGUGCUCGCCGACGCCACAUGCAACGAGAUGAACAUCGCCAACAUGCCGUCGUCGGUGAAACACGUCCAUCUGGUUGGACUGGAGGCCUACGCCGCGAGCAUUCCCAUUGCCAAGGCGCUCGACCCGCUCGGCGAUGUGCUUCUCGCGUUCCGCAUGAACGGCGAACCCCUGCCGCGGGACCACGGCUACCCGCUGCGCGCCGUGGUCCCGGGGAACGUGGCGGCGCGGAGCGUCAAAUGGCUGCGACGCAUUGCGCUAUCAGACGAGGAGUCGCCCUCGCAGUGGCAGCGUCGGGACUAUAAGGCCUUCUGCCCGGGAGAGGGGCCGGAGCCGGACUGGGACUCGGCGCCGGCGACACAGGAGAUGCCGGUCACGUCAGCGAUCACCGCCGCGGGUGUAGAGAGCCCAGGGGGUGCGACGGGCCGAGAGGGGCGGGUUAAGGCUGAGGGGUACGCAUACUCCGGUGGCGGGAGGGAGGUUGUGAGGGUGGACGUGAGCACUGACGGCGGCCGAACGUGGAAGGCAGCGGAGCUGAUAGCAGACAAGGGCGUCGGGAAGAAGGCGUGGUGUUGGAAGCGGUGGCGGUACGAAGGCCCGGUUGCAGACGAGGGCAAGGUGGAGGAGGACGGGGUGCGGUUGGUGGUGAAGGCGACAGACGAAGCGUAUAAUACCCAGCCGGAGAGCCACGAGAGCAUCUACAAUGUGAGGGGAAACCUAGCCACGGCGUGGCACCGCGUCCACGUCGCCGCGGACGAGACACAGUCAAGUUGGAGGAGAGGAAGGGCCACAUAUCCUCACCUAGGUAGGCGGUAG